AUGCUAUCAUUACCGGCUUCGGUUGUUUGCUACUCCCUCUGCCCCUUCUUGGGACCUUCUGAUCUUCUGAAUCUCCGAGUCACAAACUCAAGGUUACUCGAGGUGUUACACGAUGAAGCAGAAUCGGAAGAACUUUGGAAGGUGAUGUUGAUCAGGGACUUUGGAUUUCAAAAGGAUGCCAAAACUGAUGACUGGUGGCAGCAAACCCUAAGGGUCGAGUUCCCAAUUCCAAGCUGUUCUUCUGUAUUUGGCAUUGAUCCAGGAAUGGAAAGUCCACUGUUGGAUGCGAAAAGUGCUUUUGAUUCGUGGAAGGUAUGGCUAAGGGCCAGUCGACGCUUCUUUGAAGAUCUUCCGAACGGAGAGGAUGCUAAGCAACUGAUACAUGGGCCAUAUUUUCUUAGAGCAGCUCGAAUGUGGCAGCAAAUAUACUCAUGGUGCAAUCACAAUCCGUCUUUGGGAACCAUGAUAAAGCAAUCAUUCCAACGGGGGUUGCGAUUCAAGGAUUGGGAUUCACGGUAUCGAUCUGAGAAAGGACUACAAGCAGCCCAGGCAAUCUACGCCUAUUGCGGUGGCCAAAAAGUAGCAAUGUAUUCGAUCGAUGGAUUUGAUGGCUUAUUUGGAGGAUAUCAAGCAUACAAUUAUUACUGCAACUCUCAUUUGGCACCGCCUGGGAAGCCGCUGGGGGACAAUAAACACAUGGUGGUGUCACAAUGCAUCUUCUCAAACAUGAACAGAAUGCCCAAGAUAUUUGCGGUGAACAUGGAAAGUGGUUGUCUAUCAUUGCUUACUCCCUCUCAGCCAAAGACCCGGGCAAUCAAAGAUACAAGUGUAGCGCCAGAAGAGGAAUUGUUGAUCUGGAUGGAGGAAUUCACGCGUCGGCUGACCGCUGGAAUGAUUGGUACUGGGACAAUGGGGUCAACUCCACAAGAUCCUGCAAGCAUCACUCUGUAUCCAAGAUGGACCAAUCCUCCACCAAUUUUACUGCCCGAACAGAGGGUGCCACAUUGCAGCUACUCUGUCACACGAGGUGUUGAAGUCGUUGCUAGCGCGAUAUAUGCACCGCAGGCAGUUGAAAGCUUUGGGUUUAUUUACAGCAUCCGGAUCCGACUCGUAACACCCACAUCUCGUGACUCUCGCACUGGCGACCAUGGUGAUAGCUCCAACUACAUGUCUCCAUCCGAGCGGGGCUUUGAAACUUGCCAGUUGCACAUGCGGCAGUGGCAGAUUACCAACUUUGAGAGCGGGCAUACUGAUAGCGUGCAUGGUGAAGGAGUGAUUGGAAUGUUUCCAAUAUUACGCGAGGGGGGCUAUACAGAUGGUGGGGAAAGUUUUGAUGGUGCCUUUCAGUACCAGUCAUGUUCUGGACCAAUACAGAAAGGAUCGUUCGGCGGAUCGCUUACGUUCGUCCCUGGGUGUAUCGAUCAACCAACUGGACCACCGUUCGAGGUGGAAUUGAAACCAUUUUUGCUUGAUAACAGUCCUGCUAUUCUUUACUAG
Molecule: messenger RNA, 1497 nt
Organism: Cylindrotheca closterium
Lineage: Eukaryota; Bacillariophyta; Bacillariophyceae; Bacillariales; Bacillariaceae
Source: the annotation of a GenBank genome assembly